Molecule: messenger RNA, 783 nt
Organism: Vanessa atalanta (red admiral)
Lineage: Eukaryota; Metazoa; Arthropoda; Insecta; Lepidoptera; Nymphalidae
Gene: sNPF
Product: short neuropeptide F
Exons: 6
Coding region: 71-604 (177 amino acids)
Source: RefSeq, a predicted model, not a curated record
UAUCGGCCGAGUAACAUUGCUACUACCCCAGUGACAUUUCCCGCGUUCCACAACUACACGCAGAUCAAACAUGACUUGGAACACAAUUUUUGCUCUGGCAAUUUACGGCCUCACAGCGGUCUGUAUGUUGCCUGCAUCUUCCGCUCAGGAUCUCUCGCAAUACGACAGUGCUUCAGCAGUGUCCGAUAGUCAAGGAGGUUGGGAUGCCCUCGGCGGACUAUAUGCGUUGCUCGCUCAACACGAUGCCUUAGGCGGCCACGCACUUGCGCGCAAAUCUGUGCGCUCGCCUUCCCGCCGCCUGCGCUUCGGACGCCGCUCGGACCCUGACAUGCCCCCUCAAGCGCCCCUUGAUGAAAUGGACGAACUUCUGUCCCUGCGCGACGUGCGUACGCCUGUACGUCUCCGCUUCGGACGCCGAUCCGACGAGCGUGCCGUGCCUCACAUCUUCCCUCAGGAGGAGCAAGACCGGGCCGUGCGAGCUCCCUCGAUGCGUCUCCGCUUCGGACGUCGCUCCGAUAAUAAUAUGUUCUUGUUGCCUUACGAGUCGGCACUACCUAAAGAGGUGAAGGCGGGCAGCUCAGAAGACGACAGACAACAGAACUAAACUUCGAACACUAACGCAUGCACUAGGUAAAUUAAUAUUUCUCCGCUCCAUAUAACUAAUAUUCAGCAAGUCUAAAUUUAAUGAUGACUGCUUACUAUCUUUUAAGUGUCAAAUUUUAAAUAUCAACAUUAGAUGUUAUUUAAUUUAAACGAUUAUAAGCUAUGUGUACAUAAUCAGAU